AUGCCCCAGUUCGAGGAGGUUCUGGAUGGAGUCCGGCUGGCUCUGACCUGGGCCUCUCCUGUUGACAUCGGGGCUCUGCUGAAAGGUUUGGUGGAGCAGCAGAUCAUCUCAGAGGGCUACCGCAAGAGCUUGAGUCUGCACCGACUCGCUGAAGCAUUUGCACCAGGAUCCGAGCUCAGGAGUUCUCGAGGGUCUACCGCGCACUGGAACCUCGAUCGAGGCCCGCUGAGCCAGUCUAGAGACCAGAACCAGACAAGAUCGGCAUCGCCAGUGGAUGAACAUUACACUACAGGGUCCUGGCCAAAACAUCAAAAAGUUAUUCAGGAAACAAAUCCACAUCUAAUUGAAGGAUUGAGAGGGGGGCCAGUGAUGGACGAACACUACCCCAAUCUAUUUUCUACACCCUCGGUACAUGACUGCCAGUGCAAUCUCAGAUUUGAUGAUGAAAUGGCAGAACUGCUGAGAAGUGCAGAAUUAAUGCAGAAGCAAGAGAGUGAUAGUGAAAGGAAAGAUGAGGGGAAUUUGGAGGAUGAGAAGGAGUGGUUAGAACAGGUAGAAGAGGCGGCCAGACGAAUAGCUGUUCCUUUGUGGCAACACUGGGACAGAGGACGGAGGAUGUUGAUGCCCCUGGUUCCUGAAAUGACUGCAGGCUGUAAAACAAGUGAAAAGACAGCGACAGACAGCGAGGCACAAUGCCCUGUUCUCACUAUGGAAGAGGAAGAAGAGCUUGCAUUUGCUUGCAGGACAAUAGAGUACACUUUUAACUUUAAGUGUACAGAAGGGCAGAUUACAGACCCAAACUUCACUUCGGAUACAAAAGCACUUUGUUUCUCAGGAUCAACAGGCUUGGAUACGGAUCAUUUUAAUACCGUUGAAGCGGGAAGAAUUGCCUCACCUGUUCAAGCCUGCGCAGCAACCGACACAAACAAUAACAUCACAGGUGUGCUGGAGGGCGAGCGGGACAUGGCUAAACGAAAGUCAGCACCUCCAUGA
This is a messenger RNA of Centropristis striata (black sea bass), 993 nucleotides long. RefSeq lists its product as uncharacterized. NCBI's taxonomy places the organism in Eukaryota, Metazoa, Chordata, Actinopteri, Perciformes, Serranidae. The record is from RefSeq and is a predicted model, not a curated record. The coding region runs from base 1 to 993 and encodes 330 amino acids. The transcript is spliced from 2 exons.